Molecule: messenger RNA, 1772 nt
Organism: Oncorhynchus mykiss (rainbow trout)
Lineage: Eukaryota; Metazoa; Chordata; Actinopteri; Salmoniformes; Salmonidae
Gene: snx3
Product: sorting nexin 3
Biological process (GO): late endosome to Golgi transport; endocytic recycling
Cellular component (GO): early endosome membrane; retromer complex
Molecular function (GO): phosphatidylinositol-3-phosphate binding
Source: RefSeq, a predicted model, not a curated record
AUGAUGUCAACUUCAAUGGGGGUAGGGACGUGCUAGACCCUGGUAUUAAUGUCUAUGUGUAGACACUUGCCGUGACCCCACUCUCGGAGGGUGUCUCAGGAAGAGUUAGGAUAUAUGCAAAACAUUUUUUUUAAAUAUACUAUUCAUACAUGCGUAUUAAUACACACUUGUACAUGUUUGAAAUAGGAAAAAUAUAAGCACCCACCCAUUUAUUAAUAUAAUAAUUAUUAUUAUUAUAGGGGACGUCCCAAGGAUCCAGAAUAACACGGACCCAAACGGCAGGGCGAUUGCGGCUAACCAAGCUAGUGGGGGAGAAAUGGCUGAUACCAUAGCUGAUACAAGGAGGCUAUUCUCCAAGCCUCAGAACUUGAACGACGCGUAUGGACCCCCAAGUAACUUUCUAGAGAUUGAUGUGAGCAACCCUGAAACGAUCGGUGUCGGGAGGACCAGGUUUACCACGUAUGAAAUAAGACUGAAGACCAACCUGCCCAUCUUCAAGCUGAAGGAGUCUCGUGUGCGGAGAAGGUACAGCGACUUUGAGUGGCUCAGAGGGGAGCUGGAGAGAGAUAGCAAGGUGGUGGUCCCCCCUCUCCCCGGGAAGGCUCUGUUCAGACAGCUUCCGUUCCGAGGGGACGAUGGGAUAUUUGACGAUUCCUUCAUCGAGGAGCGGAGAGCUGGACUGGAGCAGUUCCUCAACAAAGUGGCUGGUCACCCUUUGGCUCAGAACGAGCGCUGCCUGCACAUGUUUCUACAGGACGAGUCUGUGGACAAGACCUAUACCCCCUCCAAAAUACGACAAGCCUAAGAGCAGGACCACUGCCCGGCCCACAACCCAAAGCUCUCUCUACUGCUGACGGUCCUACUCUGCUCUGACCAAAAACACUUCUAUGAUCUUCACUCUUUCAUUUGUAAUCACUUUCUUUCUGUCUUUUUAUUUCCGUUUGAUUAGUGAUCUCAUGUAAUGCUCGUUUUCAACUCUCGAUUGGAUGAAACUAAGAAAUGGUCCCGACGUAAUUGUGGUUGAAAAUAAUUUAUAUAUCGAUUUUUUUUUUGUCUCAAAAUACCACUAACUUUGGUAUUUUACAUUAAUCUGUAUUUAUCAGUUGGGUAUGUCUUGGAUAUUUUAAAGAAAUAUUUAAAAAAAAUACCUUUCCAUGUAUGCAAACCUCAUGUUUAAACCCCAUACAUUAAGCACUGUUUCCACUCAAUGUCCAAUUGGAAUGAUUGUCCUCACCGCCAUAACUUUGAUUUCACACACUUUGUGGAUGGUCCCCUGACUCUGAAACAGUCCCUGAAAAAAACAAUCCCUGAAAAAACGAGCUCAGACUGGGGGAAAUAUAAUGACGUCAGUGAUAUUCUGGUCGGAGCUCUAGGUUAGUGCCAGAGAUUCCGACCGGUAUUUCUGUGUUGGAUGACUAUUAAAAAAAAUAAAAAAUCUAUCAAAUAAAAAAAUCCCAUUUGGCACUUGCAUUCCCAGUUGUCAUGAAUGCACUUAAAUCGGAGCUUUCCGAGUUGUCUUGUACGCACUGUCAGUGUGUACUACCGGCCAGCACUUCCCCUGUUAGUUAGCCUGUAAAUGAUUUUCUAAUGAGAAAUGCACCAGAGGGGAACCCCACAGAGUUUUUCUACCGACUGACCGUGCAUGUGUGUUUAUGACGUUUGUACACUGCUGUGCCAUUUUGUUUAUUUUGAACGUUUUUCAAUAAAACAGGUCAAACGCACUCAUACGCAUGAGGUGGUGGUUUUCCUGAAUAAAGAUUUCAGUGAAUUCA